GUGGGAAAGUUUAUAUUGGAUUUAGUGUAUAUCAGGGUUGUAUUGUUUGUUAAUUAUCGACUUAUUGAGAUCAAUAACGUUACAGAUGCUAAAAUUACUUAAAAUAAGUAUGAAAUCUAUGCUAAACAGGGAAGAAACAGUACAUGUAAAUAGAUUAUUUUGUUAAUGCUGAUGGCAGCAGCUGUGUGGUUGUAAACUGUAAAACCCUGACAUUUACAUUAUUGACAGCUAAAUUUAAACUCCAAGCCCUUGGUCACUUGACAACUUUAUAAACAGCAUUUUGUGUGCAGAUAGACGUAGCAUAUUUAGAAGCAGUAAUAAGGAUGCAUGUGAAGUAAUUACAGACUCAAUAUUAAUUGUGUAUUGAAGCGCUGUCCAGUCUUUAAACUGAUAUUGUAGUCAUAUACUGGAGUGAAAUUAGUAUAGUGAUUACAUAACUGUGUCAUCUAGUGAGUUUAGUAUACAAAUCACAAAAUGGCGACAGGUUCAGUUUAUACAAGUUCAGAUUUAAUGAUGGACUAUAGUUGUGAUGCUUGCAAAGAGAAACAUAUUGACGAAAGUGCAGUGUCUUUCUGUAAAACAUGUACAAAGCUGUUUUGUGGCAAAUGUAUUAACCUGCAUAGCCAGUUAUAUGAAAAACAUGUCUCAUUUGGGAGAGGAGAUAUGAACCAAUGGCCUCUCAGUAAGACAACAGAGGAGUUCCUACAGAUUUGUGAGAUCCACAAAGACGAGACGCUGAAAAUGUUUUGUCAAGACCACAGUCAACUCUGCUGCACUAAUUGUGUACUACUAAGUCACAGACAGUGCAAUGGGGUGACACUGUUAUCAAAGACAGUUAAAAGUCACUCAGCAGAUCUGCAGCAGUUGGCAGUUAAGAUUGGAACUAUCUUGGAAGAACUGAAACAGCUUCGAAGUUCAAGAGAAGACAGCAUUAAGUCUGUGGAGGACUCAUUCAGGGAACAACUACAAGAAGUCAGAGAUGUGCGACAGAAAUUAAAUGCUGCUUUAGAUGAACUAGAAAAUGUGACUAUGAAAGAACUGGAAGAUAUGAGGACUGCACUGCAAGCCGCCCUCAAGAUAGACGUCGACAACUGCAACAGACUGAAGGAUGAACUGAAACAACUUAGUGAAGCUGUACAUGGCCUUGCUGAUAAGAGCAUGGAGGAGCUCUCGUUCAUAGCUGCCAUGAAAUGUCUGGCCAAGAUUCAGGAGACAGAAACAUAUCUGAAGGAUAACUGUGUUAAUAUGGAAUGUUCAAUAAUAUUCAAGUCAAACAAUGACAUUGAAAAACAUUUGCUGAAACAUUUGGGUCUGGGGAGGGUCGUAGAAGGUAGUCAGUCACUGGCAUUAAAAUUGAAUCAAGACAAGGUGAUCACUUGGAAGGGGAAGUCAAAGCAUGUUGUGCUAAUAUUAACUGACUCAAGUCAAACUUGCAAGAUCACAGGCAUCUGUAGUCUCCCUAGUGGCCAGAUUGUUAUUGCAGAUCAAGAGAAUAAAAGAGUGAAGCUGUUAGACCAGCAGUACAAUGUAGUCAGUCACUGCAAUCUGUCUGGUUUUCUAAGGGACAUAUGUCAUAUUACAUGCAAUGACAUGGCAGUUACUGCGGAAGAAGGUCAGACAAGCAGUGUCCAGUUUAUUUCUGUUUGCAAAGGGCAGCUGGUAAACAACAGGAAGUUUCAGUUGCAGCAUGAUAUUGCUGGUAUUGUCCAUCACCAAGGAGCAUUGUAUAUCACCUCUCGCACUGCUCUGUACCAUUACACCCUGACUGGGAGGCUUGUGAAAAAGAUCUAUGAGGACCUAUCAGGUGGUGACACAGUGUGGAAGUGUGCUAUGAGUCCAAUGGGUGACAGGAUCUAUGUCAUCAACAGUGACCAUCACAAGCUCCUCACACUGUCCCCAGAUGGUACUCUGAUAUCCACAUUCACUGAUCCUGAACUAGUACAUCCAUGGGGUGUGCAUGUUACACCAGUAGGUCAAGUGGUGGUAUGUGGGUUCACCUCCUAUAGCCUCAUACAGAUGGACAGAGAAGGCAGGAGAAAAAUAGCUACUGUAGCCACUAAGAAAGAUGUUAUGGACUUCCCAAUGUCAGUUUGCUACAAUAUCAACAGGAAUACAAUCAUUGUGGGAAUGUUAAAGAACACCAAAAUACUUGUGCUUAACUGCAUUAGUUAGUUUUUUCAUGAAUUUUCAAAUAUUAUGUACAUCGUAUUUGUCUGUUUGUACAUCAAUCUUGAUGAUAUAAUAAAGAAAACUUGAAUUAAUAUGCAACAUUAACAUAUUUUGUAGUCAUUUUCAAUAGUCUAAACUUGUAUUGUGAACAAUUUUUUUUAUUUAUUUGGUUAAGUGUAUGGUUUGCCUUUGAUCAAUUCAAAUCCAAACAAUGUAUGCUGAACAAAAAGUGUCCCAUGUCAUUUUAUAACGUGUCCAUUUCAUCAUCGUAACAUGCAAACAUGACAUAAACUGUGAUGUAGAUUUAUUGGCUACAGCUAAUAAUGUUUUGCUGAGCACACAUGUCUGCAAUGUGUAAUCACAGGCACUUGUUUCUAUUUAAAUCACCUUUGCCAUUUUGUUUACCAAAAAUGAAAGUAACUCUGUUUUUUAUGCCCCCCUUCGAAGAAGAGGGGGUAUAUUGUUUUGCACAUGUCGGUUGGUCCGUCGGUCGGUCCGUCCACCGAAUGGCUUCCGGAUGAUAACUCAAGAACGCUCACGCCUAGGAUCAUGAAACUUCAAAGGUACAUUGUUCAUGACUUGCAGACGACCCCUUUUGAUUUUCAGGUCACUAGGUCAAAGGUCAAGGUGACUCAACACAGAAAUGUGGUUUCCGGAUGAUAACUCAAGAACGCUUACGCCUAGGAUCAUGAAACUUCAUAGGUACAUUGAUCAUGACUCGCAGAUGAACCCUAUUGAUUUUCAGGUCACUAGGUCAAAGGUCAAGGUCACGGUGACUAGAACCAGUAAAAUGUUUCCCGGAUGAUAACUCAAGAACACUUACGCCUAGGUUCAUGAAACUUCAUAGGUAUAUUGAUCAUGACUCGCAGAUGACCCCUAUUGAUUUUCAGGUCACUAGGUCAAAGGUCACGGUGACUUGACACAGUAAAAUGGUUUCCGGAUGAUAACUCAAGAAAGCUUACGCCUAGGAUCAUGAAACUUCAUAGGUACAUCGAUCAUGACUCGCAGAUGACCCCUAUUGAUUUUCAGGUCACUAGGUCAAAGGUCAAGGUCACAGUGACAAAAAACGUAUUCACACAAUGGCUGCCACUACAACUGACAGCCCAUAUUGGGGGCAUGCAUGUUUUACAAACAGCCCUUGUUCCACUUGAUUCCUCAAAUUAAAAAAUGAUAUGGCCACUUUUCUUGAUCUUAAGCAUUUGCCGCCUAUUGCAGUGGGAGCCUUGAUUACGUGGGAAAUAUAACAAGUUUGAACGUUUUUCCAGAAUCUGAUUUUUAUAUUGAAAAGAGUUUCACAAACAUGUUUCUUCGGUGAGCCUCCCCAAGGUGCUUGCAGUUGGCUUUAAUAUAUACAGAGGGGGUAAUCAGGUGACAAACUAGAUGGCAAUAUCCAUACUGAGACAAGUAUUUUUGAAGAUUUAUACCCUUUAUUACUUGCAUUAAUUGUUUAAAUGCCACUCAAUUUCCAGCCAUAUCAGUUUUAAAGAUAUUAGCGUUUAUUUUGUAUUAAUAUUUGCUUGUUAUCUCAACUUAAAUUGCUGUGAAUUUUCUUAGCAGGAGCUGUAAUUUUGUGACUGCUCAGAAAUUUCUCAGCAUGUAAAGUCAAGAUAUAGAUUGAAUAUCAAUAACAAGGAAUGCUAUUUUAUUUGUAUACGCAAAAUAUUUUACAAAUGGAUCAUAUUAAGCCACAAUAAAAAGGUUAGUUAAUUACAUGUAUUGAGCUGGAAAAAAUAGGUCAAUACAUACCUAUUUGUUAAUACAUUUCAACCUGACCCGAGUAUACCGGUUACCGGGCUAUAGCGGUCAGUCUAGAUUUCCCCAUACGAAAAUCAUUCUACAUUACACCGGAGUAUAAUGCUCACCUAGCUAUAGCAUAUAUGAUUAAGGUUUAAUGCUUUUGUUAACACAUGUAAACGCAUAUAUAGCUCAUAGCUUGAGCACAUGACAAAGUCAAAAGAUCUUCAUCUCUGUGAACAACACUUAGCAAGUAAGUGUUGUUAUUUGAGGCGAUAAUUUAUUGAAGGGUUAUUGAUUGUCUAUUUUGGCAAAACAGAUAUUAAAUUACAACUUGUAUAACAAAGUUUUGGCAUGUAUGCAAGUAUCAUAAAAUGAUUUGCUUAUUUAAAAUAAAUUGUGGAAAUUGUU
Molecule: messenger RNA, 4314 nt
Organism: Dreissena polymorpha
Lineage: Eukaryota; Metazoa; Mollusca; Bivalvia; Myida; Dreissenidae
Exons: 3
Coding region: 475-2172 (565 amino acids)
Molecular function (GO): zinc ion binding
Source: RefSeq, a predicted model, not a curated record